Messenger RNA from Strongyloides ratti, 579 nucleotides. RefSeq names its product DNA-directed RNA polymerases I, II, and III subunit RPABC1. The record is from RefSeq and is a predicted model, not a curated record. Gene Ontology annotation, cellular component: RNA polymerase I complex; RNA polymerase II, core complex; RNA polymerase III complex. Gene Ontology annotation, biological process: DNA-templated transcription. Lineage: Eukaryota; Metazoa; Nematoda; Chromadorea; Rhabditida; Strongyloididae. Bases 1 to 579 code for a protein of 192 amino acids. Gene Ontology annotation, molecular function: DNA binding; DNA-directed RNA polymerase activity. The transcript has 4 exons.
AUGUCACUAAACGACGAUUUAGAAACUUCUAAAUUAUGGAGAAUACGUCGUACAUUGACUCAGAUGUGUCAUGAUAGAGGAUAUCUCGUUACAGAUGAUGAAUUGAAUCUUACAUUGGAACAAUUUAAAGAUACUUUUGGAGAUAAACCAAGCAUGGGAAAACCCUCACGUUCAGAUUUAACUAUGCUUGUAGCUCAGGUGCAGAAUGAAGAUGAUCAAAUGUAUAUUUUUUUCCCAGAUGAUGCUAAAGUUGGUAUUAAGACAAUUAAAGCAAUUUGUGGUCAAAUGCAACAACAAAAUGUUGCUAGAAGUAUAAUUGUUGUCCAAAAUGGUAUUACUCCCUCAGCAAAACAAUUUAAUAUUACGGAACACGAACUUGUUCCUGAACAUAUUGUUAUGACAGAAGAAGAAAAAAGAGAAUUAUUAAAGAGAUACAGAGUUGCUCCAAGUCAAUUACCAAGAAUGCAAGUUUCAGAUCCAAUAGCGAGGUAUUAUGGAUUGAAAAGAGGUCAAGUUGUAAAGAUUGUUAGACCAUCUGAAACAGCUGGAAGAUAUGUCAGUUAUCGUGUUGUUGCUUAA